Messenger RNA from Penicillium angulare, 2442 nucleotides. Its product is annotated as arrestin family protein. Gene Ontology annotation, molecular function: protein-macromolecule adaptor activity; ubiquitin protein ligase binding. Gene Ontology annotation, cellular component: cytoplasm; cytosol. Gene Ontology annotation, biological process: ubiquitin-dependent endocytosis. The record is from RefSeq and is a predicted model, not a curated record. The annotation marks the transcript as partial. The transcript is spliced from 3 exons. NCBI's taxonomy places the organism in Eukaryota, Fungi, Ascomycota, Eurotiomycetes, Eurotiales, Aspergillaceae.
AGCAGCAGUAGCAGCAAGCACGGAAUCAUCAUGGCUCACAUUAUCCCCGCGCAGGUUCAGGUUCCGUCACCGUCGGCGCCUGAGGUUUCCCCGCUUCACUUAUCGCUCUCCAACCUCAUUCGCACUGGCUCUAGACGCCGUUCAACCCUCACCGUCCAAGAACAAUUUCCUAAACAAAGUCGUCGCAAUUCGCUUCUAAAAAAGCUGGCGGGCCCACGUGAGAACGCGAAGCGUUUCCUUCGCCUACGGUCAUCCGGAGUUCCGGCAGUCCAAUCGCCAACUCCCCCGCAAUUCUUUCCCCCACGCCGUCGCACUACUCGCCCCGUCUCCGAGAUCAUCGUAUCACCACGAGUCGAACGCAAUCCAUCUCUAGAUACAGACGAAAUAUCACCCGAUCCGAUGAUGGCGGAAGUUUUACCCCGGGCUGUGGCCGAACAGACAAUGGCCGUCCCGGAACUAUCGACCCCAUUUCCUCCGCUGCGCAAUGAGAAGAUUGUCGCUACGGGUAGUGGUCUGACAGUAGGCAUCGCUCUCACGGAGCCAGUACUCUAUCUUCAGGGAUAUGACCAGCAGGAUCCCACUUCUAAAAAGUCGGCUAUUCUAAGAGGUCAAAUACAUCUGAAGGUGACCAAAUGUGUGAAAAUUAAGAAGAUUUCCAUCUGCUUUAGAGGCCAUGCCCAGACAGAUUGGCCCGAUGGAAUUCCACCCAAGAAAAUUCAUUUCCACGAUAAAAAGGACAUGUUCACGCAUGGCGUUGUAUAUUUCAAUAACGGAGAUCCAGCACUUAUGCAAAACGAGUAUGGAGCACACUACUACCAGCAUGCGAAACCGGUAUCACCUGUGCCUGGAAAAGAUGGAGUGUCAGCAACAAGCCGAGAAUUAUUUUCCAAAAGUACCUCUACAACCUCCAUCGCCCCCACCAUGCCCGGUAGGGAUCCCAAGCGUCUCUCCAUCCAGACCAACCGCGGCCAUUCGCGCAGCUUCAGCCGGAAUGAGCCCCCGCCAAGCUCCCAAAAUCAACAGCAACGGAACUACCGGAUGUUCCCUGUUGGCGACUACCUGUACAGCUUCGAAUUCCCCAUCGAUGGCUCAUUACCAGAAACUAUUAAAACCGACCUUGGUUUUGUAAGGUACGACCUUGAGGCUAUUGUAGAGCGAUCGGGCGCCUUCCGCCCAAAUCUACUUGGUACAAUGGAGAUCCCCGUGAUUCGCACUCCUGCGGAAGGUUCUUUGGAACAAGUUGAGCCUAUUGCAAUUUCACGAAAUUGGGAGGAUCAGCUCCAUUAUGAUAUUGUUAUUUCGGGCAAAUCAUUUCCUCUGGGUUCCCAGAUUCCCAUUGCAUUCAAACUUACCCCGCUUGCAAAGGUGGAAUGUCACCGUAUCAAAGUAUAUGUCACAGAAAAUAUUCAACAUUGGACAGCAGACAAGAGUGUACAUCGCUUGCAACCUGCAAAGAAGGUACUUCUAUUUGAGAAACGUGCCGAAUCUGCCAGCACAAGUACCUAUCCUGGCAGUUCUAUGCGCAUCACCGCGGGCGGUGGUAUCGGUUGGGACCACCGCGCUGCAGCUGCGCGAGGAGAGGAGGUCGUGGAACGGGGCCGCACGAAUUUAUUAGGAGAAUUGGUUAAUGAUAGCGGUGUCGGUCCCACUGAGAUGGAGUUCAGUGUACAGCUGCCCAGUUGCCAUGAGAUGAAGGGGCGUGACGAAGCACAGCGUUUACAUUUUGACACUACAUAUGAGAACAUCCAGAUCAAUCACUGGAUCAAGAUCGUGCUCCGACUUUCGAAGAUUGAUGAGCGAGACCCAUCCAAACGCAGGCACUUUGAAAUCUCCAUCGACUCCCCAUUCAACAUUCUCUCCUGCAAAGCAACUCAAGCCAACAUCUACCUUCCGGCCUAUUCUCGACCAACCAAUGAACCAGAACCCCAAUCUCAAGAAUUUGAAUGUGGCUGCCCCGGUGCACCCCCAGCAGCAAGAGAGCACUCCCUCGCACAAUCCAGCUCAGAUCGUGACGACUCUACCUCAAAUAUCCCGCGGCGAAACUCCAUCACCCAAGCCGUCACUCGAAGCUUCACAAAUGGAUCCGGUGGCCUCGCACGCCCCGCGCCAGCUCACAUCGCCCACGAGCCCAGCGAACGAGAGACACCCCGCCCCAUGCAUCUUCUCCGCGCACCCUCCUUCGCUCCUCCAGCCUUCGAAGAUCUUCCUCCUCCGCCUCCUCUUAUUACCCCACCCCCGGAGUACACCAGUAUCGUCGGUAAUGGGGAUCGAGAAGCAGUGUUGGAAGAUUACUUCUCUCGACUAUCUUUCUACGAGGAGCAAGAUGAUGAUGAUCGGGGCUUAGGGCGUGUUGAUGUCCCCCUCACCCCGGGUGGUCGCGUCAACCGCAGUAUGGAUGUACCGCGAGAAUGGGUUCGAUUGGAAGAUUUUACCGCUUCAUAG